This is a messenger RNA of Mugil cephalus (flathead mullet), 7994 nucleotides long. RefSeq names its product kinesin-like protein KIF21A. The record is from RefSeq and is a predicted model, not a curated record. Gene Ontology annotation, biological process: mitotic spindle organization; microtubule-based movement. Gene Ontology annotation, molecular function: microtubule binding; microtubule motor activity; ATP binding. NCBI's taxonomy places the organism in Eukaryota, Metazoa, Chordata, Actinopteri, Mugiliformes, Mugilidae. Bases 348 to 5141 code for a protein of 1597 amino acids. The transcript has 37 exons.
CAGGCUCUUCCACACACACGCCUCACUCCACCCGGGCCGGAGGCUUUGACAAUGCCUCUGGAGAGGUGACCGCCUCCUCCUGAUCCCGAAGCACAUUUUCUGCGACCAUGGCGAACAAAUAAAAUCCGCGUUUGGCUGCUUCACCGAAAAACUGAAUAAAUGCGCGUCUCGCUUCCAGCAGGGCGACGCGGAGGUGGAGAGCUCAGGAUAGAGGCGCUUUAGUGAAGAGGGUGUAGGGAGGCUCACUCUCUCUCUCUCUCUUUCUUGUCUUCUAAGCGGAUAAAGAGAAAAGGGAAAUCGGGCUAUUUUUAAGCGGACUCCUUAGGACCGAGCCCCCGCUUGACACCAUGACCAGCGCGCCGGAUGAGAGCUCGGUGCGCGUCGCCCUGAGGAUCCGUCCUCAGCUGGCGAAAGAGAAGAUCGAGGGCUGUCACAUCUGUACCUACGUGAUGCCUGGAGAGCCACAAGUGGUCCUGGGAAAGGAUAAGGCCUUCACCUAUGACCAUGUCUUCGAUAUGGACAGCGUGCAGGAAACCAUCUACACCCACUGCACAGAGAAACUCAUCGAAGGUUGUUUUGAGGGCUACAACGCAACCAUCUUCGCUUAUGGACAGACGGGUUCGGGGAAGACGUACACCAUGGGAACCGGCUUCGACGUUAACAUUGGGGAAGAGGAGCUGGGCAUCAUUCCCCGCGCCGUCAACCACCUGUUCAGAGGGAUCGAGGAGCGCAGACAGGCUGCCACCGAGCAGGGCCGACCCGUCCCCGAGUUCAAGAUCAACGCACAGUUCCUGGAGUUGUACAAUGAGGAGGUGCUGGACCUGUUUGACUCGACGCGAGACCUCGAGGCCAGGAAGCAGAGAUCCAACAUCAAGAUCCAUGAGGACGCCAACGGGGGCAUCUACACCGUGGGCGUCACCACCCGCACCGUCACCUCCGCAGCCGAGAUGAUACAGUGUCUGAAGCUGGGCGCCCUGUCUCGUACCACCGCCAGCACCCAGAUGAACGUCCAGAGUUCGCGCUCUCACGCCAUCUUCACCAUCCACCUGUGCCAAGUGCGAGUCUGCUCUCCUGAUAACAAUGAUAAUGAAACCGAUAACCGUCUGGCUAGCAGCUCGCAGAUUGAUGAGUUUGAGACGCUGACGGCCAAGUUCCACUUUGUGGACCUGGCUGGUUCUGAGAGGCUGAAGAGAACCGGAGCUACAGGAGACAGAGCUAAAGAGGGCAUCUCCAUCAACUGUGGGCUGCUUGCCCUGGGAAACGUCAUCAGUGCGCUGGGAGACAGGAGUAAGCGUUCUACUCACGUGCCUUACAGAGACUCCAAACUCACCCGGCUGUUACAGGACUCACUGGGUGGCAACAGUCAAACGGUGAUGAUCGCCUGUAUCAGCCCAUCGGACCAGGACUUCAUGGAGACCCUGAACACCUUAAAGUACGCCAACCGGGCCCGAAACAUCAAGAACAAGGUGAUGGUGAACCAGGACAAAGCCAGCCAGCAGAUCAGCGCCUUGAGGACAGAGAUAGCACGGCUGCAGAUGGAGCUGAUGGAGUACAAGACGGGAAAGCGCAUGGUGGGUGAAGACGGCAUGGAGGGCAUCAACGACUUGGUCCAUGAGAACUCCAUGCUGCAGACGGAGAACAACAACCUGAGAGUGAGGGUCAAGGCCAUGCAGGAGACCAUCGACGCCCAGAGGGUCAGACUCACAAACAUCCUCAGUGACCAGGCCAACCAGGCUCUGGCCAAAGCAGGUGAGGGUAGCGAGGAAAUCGGGAACAUGAUUCAGAACUACAUCAAGGAAAUCGAGGAGCUCAGAGCUAAACUUCUGGAGAGCGAGGCCGUGAACGAGAACCUCAGGAAGAAUCUGUCCCGGGUCUCGAAUCGCUCCUCGCUGUACGCCGGCCCCGGCUCCUUCUCCCCUGCCCUCUUGGCCCCCGAGAAGGAGGCCAGCGACGUCAUCGAGAUGGCCAAGAAGGACCUGGAGAAACUCAAGAAGAAGGAGAGGAAGAAGAAAAAGAGACUGAGGCGAUACGAGGAGAAUCACCAGCAAGACGUUGACCACGCCAGCGUUGUCAAAGAGGAAUUCCCAGACAACGAUCAGGAAAGAGGCCACGACGAGGCAGAAGUGGAGGGCAGCGACCACGAAGAGGCCGAGGAUGCUGAGGGAGAAGAGGAGGACUUUGACGUGGCCGGAGAAGAGACGUCAGACGAGACGUCGGACUCUGAGGAGCUGGAAGAGAAAGAAAACUUCCAGGCCGACCUGGCCAACAUCACCUGCGAGAUCGCCAUCAAGCAGAAGCUGAUAGAUGAGCUGGAGAACAGCCAGCGGCGUCUGCACACGCUCAAACAGCAGUACGAACAGAAGCUGAUGAUGCUGCAGAAUAAAAUCAAAGACACACAGCUGGAGAGGGACAAAGUGCUGCACAAUAUGGGUUCGGUGGAGUCCGGUACGGAGGAGAAGGCCAAAAAGAUCAAAGUGGAGUACGAGAAGAAGCUGAGCUCCAUGAACAAAGAGCUGCAGAAGCUCCAGUCAGCUCAGAAGGAGCACGCCCGCCUCCUGAAGAACCAGUCGCAGUACGAGAAGCAGCUCAGGAAGCUCCAGCAGGAUGUGAAUGAGAUGAAGAAAACAAAAGUGGCACUGAUGCGUCAGAUGAAGGAGCAGCAGGAGAGGAACAGGGCCACGGAGUGCAAGAGGAACAGAGAGAUUGCCUCUCUGAAGAAAGACCACCGCAGAGCCGAGCACCAGCUGAAACAGCUGGAGGCUCAUAAGAGGCAACAGGAGCUGAUCCUUCGCAGGAAGAAUGAAGAGGUGACGGCUCUGAGGCGCCAGGUGAGGCCCGUGUCUGGGAAGGCAAGCAGGAAGGUGAGCUUGCCCGAGCCCCCCCAGGAGCCGACACACAGAGCCACCCCAGGAAGGCUGCAGUCCUCCGGAUCGAGCCAUUCUAAUGGAGCCAGGAGCUCCCCAGUGCGGACGGGAAGCACCUACCUCAGCAGGACAGCCAGGGCUAAAUGGCAGUCGCUGGAGAGACGAGUCAGUGACAUUAUCAUGCAGAGGAUGACCAUCUCUAAUAUGGAGACAGAUAUGAACCGACUACUGAAGCAACGGGAGGAGCUGACCAGGCGGAGGGAGCGAGUGUCCAGGAAGAGAGAAAAGAUGGCGGUGGACGGCGCAGAUGCAGACCGCUCCCUGGCCUCCCUCAACGAGGAGCUGGAAUCUCUGAGCGCCAACAUCGACUACAUCAACGACAGCAUCGCCGACUGCCAGGCCAACAUCAUGCAGAUGGAGGAGGCCAAGGAGGAAGGAGACACGGUGGAUAUUGUGGCUGCGAUCAGCUCUUGUAACCUAUCAGAGGCCCGCUUCCUCCUGGACCAUUUUGUGACUAUGGCCAUCAAUAAGGGUCUCCAAGCGGCCCAGAAGGACUCCCAGCUGAAGGUGAUGGAGGGCAGGCUGAAGCAGACCGAGAUAAACAACGCCACACAGAACCAGCUGCUGUUCCACAUGCUGAAGGAGAAAGCGGAGAUCAACCCGGAGCUGGACGCCCUGCUGGGCAGCGCUCUGCAAGAGUUAGGUUACCUGUCACCAGCAGAGAACGGAGAUGACAGCAGCAGCGACGAGUCCACAACCAGUCCAACCGCAGAGGGCAGCUCUCUGGCAUCAGAUUUAAUGAAGUUAUGUGGUGAAUCCAGACUGAGAAGCAAGGCUCGAAGGCGGACCACCACCCAGAUGGAGCUGCUGUAUGCCAGUAGUGGGGAUCUGUCCUGUGAAUCCCAGACCGGAGACUUCUCAGCCCCUCUGCUGCCCCUAGCAGAGCGCGUGGAAGGGCCAGCAGACAUGCAGGGUCAUGCCGUUGGUCAAACCCCCGACCGGGAGCAAACUGUUUCCCCAUCUGCUCUGUCUGCCCGGCCAGCUGGCAUACCUGUAUCCAGGUCGCCUACGGGGACGGAGAGGAAGCUACCGGAGCGCUCACCGCUCAGCCGCAGGAGGAUGUCGGACAGAGGCACGGCAGUCCCAGCGUCACACAUCCCAGCACCUGUACACACAGCUCCAGCUAGCACCACGGAAACUAAGACUAAAGCUAGCGACCACAGAUCAGUGUUGGAUGAAUCACCUGUAUUUGAAGGUCACAGAGGUGUGAUCAACCCGGUGACAGCUCCUAAGAACAGCCGAGGGGCCAAACUGCAGUGCGUUUAUGUAGCUGAGGGCCACACCAAACCCGUUCUCUGCGUAGAUGCCACCGAUGACCUGCUCUUUACGGGCUCCAAAGACCGUACAUGCAAAGUCUGGAACUUGGUCACAGGUCAGGAGAUCAUGUCUCUAGCAGAUCAUCCCAGCAGCGUUGUCUCAGUCAGGUAUACUUCCAGCCUCGUCUUCACCGUUUCCACGGCUUACAUCAAAGUCUGGGACAUUCGAGACUCUGCCAAGUGCAUCCGUACACUCACGUCUUCAGGCCAGGUGAGCUCAGGGGACACGUGUUCCUCUGUUAGGAGUCUAUCCAUCCCUCCAGGAGAGAGUCAGAUCAACCAGAUCGCUCUAAACCCCUCUGGCUCCUUCUUGUAUGCUGCUGCUGGCAAUGCCGUGCGCAUGUGGGACCUCCGCAAAUUUGCAUCCACAGGGAAGUUGACUGGCCAUUUGGGACCCGUCAUGUGCUUGACCGUUGAAAAGUUGGGCAACGGUCAGGACGUAGUGCUCACCGGCUCCAAAGACCGUCACAUUAAAAUGUUUGAGGUGACGGAGGGCGCUCAGGGUAGCGUCAGCUCCUGCCACACGUUUGACCCCUCCCAUCAAGACACCGUGGAGUCUCUGGCCGUGCAUGGAGACGUUUUCUACAGCAGCUCCAGAGACUGCUGCGUUAAAAAGUGGGAUUUGGCUGGUAAACAGCUGUUACAGUCGGUCAGCGCCCAGGCAGACUGGGUUAGCGCUCUGGGCGUGGUGCCAGGCUCCCGAGUGCUGCUCAGUGGGUGCAGAGGAGGGCUGAUGCGCCUUUGGCACAGCGACUCACUAGCACCCCUCGGCGAGGUCCGGGGACACGACAGUCCCAUAAACGGCCUGGCUACCAACAGCAGCCAACUGUUCACCGCCUCUGAUGACCGCACAGUAAAGAUCUGGGAAGCCAAAGGGUCUCUGGAGGACGGACUUCACUGACUCUCCAGCUGAAUUCUGACUGGUACAAAGUGGACACGGACAUGAGGAUUGACCAUCUGGCCUUCAGUGAUUCACUGUGAAUUAUUUGAGAAGUUACUGCGUCAUACAUGGAUGCCAGGCCAAAGACAACCUUAACAACGCGGAUCCUUCACCGAUGCUAAGAGAGGGGAUCGGCUUCAGGGAAAUUAGAUGCUGUACGUAUGUCCACCUGAAAGCAGUUGGUAACAUUUUAGGUCAAAACGGAUCGCUAUUAACCUAACAGUGAUCUGUAGUCUCCGUUAGAUCAUCUGUGAUGAGCGGCGCCUUCAAUAACUGGAACGAGUAAUGAAUAAAACAUGGAUUUAUUCAUUUAGGAGUUCCUCCUGUGCAUUCAACAUUCCUCCGCUUGUUUCAGGGAAGACAACAUGGAUGUGUCUAUGCAUUUAGUGAAUUUUGCCAGAGAUGCUGAGGGGGAAAAAAAAGGUUUUGAGAAUAUUCAUGCUCAGACCCAAGACUGUGAGUCCUCCCCGUUGUGUUCGCAUGGUCCGUGCUGUGUUCUGUGUUCCUUGCGUUGACGUACAAGUCAUUUCAGGUUUGUGUUACCAAGGACCAAAACGACUACUGAAACUGGAUGUGGUCUCACUGUUCAGCUUUUACUGCCAAACUCACCGGCUGAACGUAGAGGACUGUCUAAACAUGCUGUUUUUAGUUUUAGAGUUUAAGUCAGUGCAAGUGAAAUUAUGAUAACAAAAAGUGGACAUCACAGAUGAACAAUACUAUUCCUGUAGUACAUACAUGCCUUACCAAAGCUGAGAGCACUAACUUACGCAAAAAACUGAGGAGAAAAAAAAAGCUUGACAUUCAGGCAUUCACGUUUGGUCAAAUGAUGUAUAUUUACCUGGUACAGAAGCCGAGACGGCUACUCUGCGAAGCUAGGCUAAUUAGCUUUUAGCAAGGCUCAUUUAGCUGCUACUUCUUUUUUUCCAGUGAUGAUGGCUGUAGAUGCAGGGACGUCAAAUCAUAUUUUAAUUGGAAACUGGCAGGAAGUGUGCUAGCUAGGCUUAACUAGCUAGUGUUUUUGAUUUUACCUCUGAUAAACUUCUCGCCACUUGUGUUAUAAAAAGCAGUGGAACAGUUUCCAAUCAGCUCAAUUUUCCCUAAUUGGUUACUGCUUUUGCGAUUCGUUUGCACGUACUAAUGAGCUUCCUGUAAAAAUGGGAAGCUAGGCUGGUCAGCUGGUAACCAUCGGCGACAGUGCUGCUGAGGAAGGACAGUUGAAAGGGGAGGGAACUUUGGUCAUUUAAUUGGACACGCCCACCAGUGCAGGAUGAGUCGUCAACAUUUUAAAACUCUCUUGACUGCAGAAGCACUUUUGUCAUCGCUGAGUCAAACAUCAAGCUGGAUUUCAUGACGCUUUACAAAACUACUCCUGUUAAAAUGUACAGGUUAUAGUACAGCCAUCUUAGUAUUUCCCAAACCCACCAUUUCAGACUGAUGUAAACAGUGUUUUUCUUCUUGCUUCCUACGUUCUCUACUUUCCUCCGAGCAUCCGUGGCUUUAAGUGAGUGUGUUAGUUUCCUCUCCUUUUAAGUCUUCCUUUCCUGACGGCAAACUCCCGUCUGUCGUUUUUUUCCACCUGUGUCUCUUAGGGAAAUGUUCUCGCUUCCAAGAUUUUUGCUUCUUCAAACUGAAGAGGCUGCCCGCUGAGUAGCUCCCCUCUGUAAACCAUGGGAGCUGUAUCACACUUUCAAAACUGCAGCACGGCCCUGGCAGCGAGCCAUUUUAGGAAACUUUUGCCGCACGUGAUGUAGCUCAAACAUUUAAAUUCGACAAUGUGAACAUAAAUCAUUCAUGUUGAUGGACUUUAGCACCGUGUAAUUCGUGACUCAUCAGAUGCACUUUCUGAAAGCAUCUGUUAGGAAAUAUGUGCUCCUCCAGCUAAAUGAAGUUCUCGUUCAGGUCUCCCAUUCGCCUCUGCUGUCUUAGUAUCUUAGCGCCGCAGUUAAGCUGCGUGUCAAACGGCAUUCAGUCUUUUAAGUGUGUCUGAGAUGCUACUGUUUAUUUAUUUUAUUUCUGUUUUUGGUUUUGCGGUUGCGUCUUCUCUAUCCAUGAUAGAUUUUGAAGUCAUUCCUUCUCAUCGCCUCUGUUAUCUUAGCGUAGUAGACGAUGGACUGCACAGUCUUUAUGGAUUUCUCCGUAACCAGUGGUGUGUUAUCAGUGCCUGGAACGACUCCUAAACCGUACGCCGUGACCGUGGAAUCACUACUUGAUAAAUGGGGAGUGGGGUGGGGGGUGUGUCCCUCAUUAAAAAAGGUCAAACGAUAAACCGUUUAUUUGGAAAAGAGAUUGCUGCUCGGUAUCGAAGUUAGGCCUUGUCAUCGAUGCUAAAGGGUCUAAAAUGAUUGCACUGAAAAUGUAUGAUUUUGCAAAUGUCUUACAGGAUAGAGCGAUACUAGAGAAAGUGUUUUUUUAGUAGAUGGUAUAAUCCACCCACAACCAACAUGAACCGUGUUCCCAGUUCCUAAUGAUGGCCUCUUGAAGCCUUAGUUCUCCUUCUAAUUCUAGUCGUCUUUUAUUUUUUGACUGUAAAUCUGCUGAAAUGUAAAUAUGAUUUCUUCUUCCUGCUGAUUCUCUUGUGUACAAUUUCAAGUGAUUUGAAAUUUCCGAUGCAGUGUGAAAAUAAAUUUUAAUAUAAAAAAAAUAAAUGUUCUUCUUCUUAUUAUUAUUAUUUAGACAUGUGUUAAUGUGUAAUGACCACAUGGUGGUAGCACUGUAUAAUGACACCUGAUGGCAGACUACUGUGGUUGUAUCCAGCUGUUUUCAUCAUCAUCAUCAUUUUUAAUGACUGAAAUUAAAGUCCAGGAAAUACCCUCA